AAACUUAUUAGAAUCGAUAUUUGAUGUUGGUAUUCUUAUUUUUGCAAACUCUCGAAAUGAUGUCAUCUCAUUGAAUAUUAACAACAUGGCGGAAAUAUUUUUAAUUUUUCGAAAAUAAUCAGUGAAAUGUAGUUUUUUAUAAGUCUAGGUCUCUUGAACGAGUAAUUACCGAUCCAUUGACAUACAUCAACCAUGCAAGAAAAUGAUGCCAGAUUCCUGAAAAGGCAAGUGAAAGGUGGUAGCAUUGAUGUUCAUCCUACAGAGAAGGCCUUGGUUGUUAACUAUGAGCUUGAAGCAACAAUCCUGGGUGAGAUGGGAGACCCCAUGCUGGGAGAGAGAAAGGAGUGCCAAAAAAUAAUCCGUGUGAAGAGCUUGAACAAUAACACAAAUGUUGCAAGUUUGGCUAAAGAAAUUGUAGAUAGAUGUAAACUGAUUCACCCAUCAAAGUUACCAGAAGUUGAGCAACUAUUGUACUAUCUACAAAAUAGAAAAGACAACAACACCCAGCAAGGGAAUGAUGGGAAGCCACGCCAACAACUGUCAGAGCGUCCAAUGGAUCCUGGCGUCUAUGAUGGUACAGAGAUUGACGAGGUGGCAAAUAUAAAUGAUGUGGAAGAUUACUUAGAACUUUUAUAUGAGGACAUUCCAGAGAAAUUAAAAGGAUCUGCUCUUUUGUUACAACUGGCUCGCAACCCUGAUAAUUUAGAGGAACUUUUUCAGAAUGAGACUGUUGUCCAAGCCUUGGCGAGAGUCCUCAAAGAUGAUUGGAAGAAAAGCACAGAGCUAGCAACAAACAUUAUUUACAUAUUUUUCUGCUUCUCAAGUUUCUCUCAGUUUCAUGGAGUCAUAUCUCAUUUUCGUGUUGGAGCGCUGUGUAUGCAAAUUGUGGAGCAUGAACUGAAAAAAUAUGACAUUUGGAAACAGGAAAUUCAAAAGAAAAAGGCAGCUUUAGAUGCCGAUAGACAAAAUGGACAAUUAAAAAAAGACUUUGAUAAAAGUAACAAAAAGAUGCAAGGGUUGCUAAGGAAACAAGAACAGCUUUUACGAGUGUCAUACUAUUUACUACUGAACCUAGCUGAAGAUCUGAAGGUUGAGGUGAAAAUGAGGAACAAGAGUGUUGUCACAAUGCUUGUGAAAUCAUUGGAGAGAGAUAACUUUGAGCUACUCAUCUUAGUGGUUUCAUUCCUUAAGAAGCUGUCAAUAUUUUCUGAAAACAAAGAUGAAAUGUUGGAGCAAAAUAUAAUAGAAAAGCUGACAAAAAUUGUCCCGUGCAAUCAUGAAGAUCUGUUAAACGUCACCUUACGUCUCCUUCUCAACCUAUCAUUCGACUCAGAGCUGAGGAGCAGAAUGGUUAAACUAGGAAUGUUACCAAAACUUGUUGGAUUAUUAAGUAAUGAGAACCACAGAAUCAUUGUGCUUUGUAUCCUGUAUCACAUCAGUACAGAUGAGAAAUGUAAAUCUAUGUUCACUUUUACUGACUGCAUACCAAUAGUAAUGAAGAUGCUCUUGGAAAGUGAAGGUAACCAUGUGGAACUAGAAGUAAUUGCUCUGUGUAUCAACUUGGCCUCCAACAAACGUAACGCUCAGAUCAUAUGUGAAGGCAGUGGCAUGAAGAUGAUUAUGAAACGUGCAUUCAAACUGAAGGAUCCAUUGUUGCUGAAGAUGGCUAGAAAUAUUUCUCAGCAUGAUGGUCCAACAAAGGAAUUAUUUUUGGACUACAUUCCGCAACUUUGUGAGACGAUAGUAAGCAAAGUAGAGGAUGAAGAUUUCAUGAUAGAAUGCAUAGGAAUACUGGCUAAUCUCACAAUGGAGGACCUUGACUAUGAACUCAUCCUACAAGAGUACAAGAUUGUCCCCUGGAUCAAAGACAAACUGCAACCUGGUAAUGCAGAAGAUGACCUUGUGUUAGAAGUGAUCAUACUUGUAGGAACAGUUUGUAAUGAUGACUCAUGUGCACAAAUGUUGUCAGAUAAUGGGGUCGUUCACAGCCUUAUCGAACUACUUAAUGCUAAGCAAGAAGAUGAUGAGGUUGUAUGUCAGAUAGUCUACGUCUUCUACCAGAUGAUCUUCCAUGAAUCGACCCGUGAGAUUAUCAUCAAAGAUACACAGGCUCCUGCUUACCUCAUAGAUCUUAUGCAUGAUAAGAACCCAGAGAUAAGAAAAGUUUGUGACAACACUCUCGAUAUAAUUGCUGAGUAUGAUGAAGAAUGGGCAAAGAAAAUCCAACUUGAGAAAUUCCGCUGGCACAACUCCCAAUGGCUUGAGAUGGUAGAGUCACGACAAAUGGAUGAGAAUGAGGCUUAUAUGUAUGGGGAUGAAGGCAUAGGAUCGUACAUUCAAGACACAGAUAUUCUAGAUAGACCAGAUCUGUUUUAUGAUACAGGACCAGAUGGUUAUGAUGGUGGUAUGUUGGAGGGCAAUGUUACCCCAGAGUACCUGGAGCAUGAUGGCUAUAAUGGGGCUAUGAUGCCUCCUAACGGAUCUUAUAAUGAUGCAGGCUACGGCGAUGACUAUGACCCAUAUCAGCGUCCCGAAUCCAACAUGGGAUUCAUCAUGGAUGGCCAACCAGUAGAUGAAUAUGGGCAGCCAGUUGAUAACUAUGGCAACCCCAUAUAUGGUAAUGAUGGAGGUAAAGGAUAUGUGAAUGGAAAUAUGCAGGAUGAGUAUGGGUAUCAACAGCAGUAUGGAUAUCAAGGACAGUAACAAAGGAGAACUGCAGUAAUUGGAUUAUAUAGAAACAUUAAGAUGUAUCCAGUCUCUUGAUACUUAAAAUGUUCAAUAAUGAUACUUUUGAUGACAUAGUUUCCAGUGCUUUGGAACUAUAUAUCGUUGAGGAUCAACAUUUUCAUAUCUCUGUCCUGGACAGCUCAUUAGCCCUGUGGUUACAUUAAGUUAAUGUCUCUUAAUUUUAAGAUUUCUUUGUGUAACAUAUGAUUUUAAGGUACAUUGUAUGCAUAUAACUGUAUAUACUGUGCAUUUUCAUCCUUGAAACAUGUUCCAAUUCCACCAGUUGUUCCCUGCUUCUGGACAAAACAUUAAGCUAUUGACAUAUAAAUCAGAUUUAUAAUUGUAGAUAAUCUAGCCAUAUUAGUCUCCAGUGUUUGAAUUUAAGGGACAUUAGUAUCAACUACAGUAUAUAGCUAGUCUAGUCAUUGAUGCUUUGUACUUUUAAAUAGUAUGAAAUGUUUUAGUUUUUUAACAAAAAAAGUAACAUCUAUCUAAUUGUGUUAAGAUCAAUUUUACAUGUAUUUUGUGUAAGAUAUCUGUAACAUAUGUCUAUAUUUUAUUUAUUUGAAAAAUGUGUAUCUGUAAUAGGAAGUAUGAUUUUUAAAGUGAGAGUACAGACUUGGUGCAAAUGUUUUUAGGAUGGAAGUCGAUCAGAAUGCAUGUUGGUAUCUUAGUACUAUAUACCUUAUCUCUAUUUAUGUUGAUCUCAAAACACUCUGUUUGACAGAUUAGCGAACUUGUUAAGUUUACAUGUGAUAUAAUAGAAAGAUUAAGUUAAUGCGCAUUUGCGAGAACUUGAAUGUAAACAUGUAAAAUUAUGACCCUUGGGAAUUGUUGUCCCCCUCUCUAAUUGGUUCAAACGGGAACCUUAUUACGACUAUUUUCCUCAAACCAUCAUACACUCAAUCGGGCAACUAAAACCAGUAGGGUGAAAACAGUGCUUAGAGGAUCAUAAUUUAACACAUAUAAUGCACAUAUUCUUCAAAAGAGUGCUAACUUAACCUCC
Molecule: messenger RNA, 3733 nt
Organism: Owenia fusiformis
Lineage: Eukaryota; Metazoa; Annelida; Polychaeta; Sabellida; Oweniidae
Source: the annotation of a GenBank genome assembly